CAGCAUCAAGCAGCAGCAGCAGCUUCAGAACCUCCGACUGAUGAUGGAAACACGGAUGGAGAUUUAGUAGAGACCCGGGGAAGAGAUGCUGCGGCUGCUGUGAGGCAAAGCGAGGCGUGUUUAGCCCGUGUCAGCUUCAGCUACACCUGCCGUGGAUGAUUAUCUCGAUGGGUUGUGGAGGGAGUCGGGCGGACGCGAUCAUCGAGCCGAGGUACCAUGAAAGCUGGACAAGAGAAACAGAAUCGACAUGGCUUACAAACACGGAUGUAGAGACUCCUCUUCCAGUAGCAAACAGUAAACCUCUGGAAGCCAACCUAAGGGAGAAGAGGAUGGUGAACACAGGCACCCAGUGUGGAAAGCAGGCCCUCACCACCAGCAGCUCCAACCACCAGAGGAGACCCAGACGCUCCUUUAGUGAUCAAUCUACUCGUGACUCCAAAAGGAGGUCAUCAAAGGAGGCCAGUGCUUUGUCUAAGGAUGGGCAGUCCGUCAGUGUCACCAGUAGUGACGAUGCAGAACCUGGGAACACGUGUGAUGAAAGAUGAAACCGCGAGGAGGAAGAGUGCCGCAGCGGCGAGCACUUCUCCAGAGGAUGAGAUGGUGAUUUGCAGAUGUGCGUGGCGGAUUUUUAUUUAUUUAUUUAUUUUUUGCAAGAUCCUGGCUGUUGUUCGCAGUGAUUUACGACAUAAGCACCUGCGUACGUCUUCAUCCAAAGACCUGUGGAUGCUGCAUCUUCUUUGUGCCAUUGCAAAUGCAUGUGUGAAGAAGAGAGUGGGUAACAAGUAAAGUUCACACUUUAGACCGUGCUUCUCUCCCAUGCUUAUGGUGCCAGUCAGGGAAUGUGUCACUGUGUUCAUCCAAUGUGAAGAAGGAAAAAAAAACAAAAAAAAAAACAGAGACCAGAUUGUCCCAUAUGCACAUGAUAAUUACAAUCAGUGUGUUCUGUGUGAGGCCUUCCUAAGAAUUUGCUUCAGUUCUUUGUGCAAGUAUACUCCUUCUGUUGUGAAUGAAUACUAGUAGUAUGGGAACUAAUAACAAUGCUGUUUAACCUCAGUCAAUGCUGUAAGUAAUUUUCAUUUAAAAGAACCAGAAGUGCUGUUUAGAAGCUGAGAUUUGGAGGCGUGACGCUUGAAGGCUAAAGACUGCCUUUUCCAGCCUUUGCAAGAUAUACAAACACAUCCGCAUGUGCCUACAACUAAUCCUGAUUCAAAAUGCUGUUGUGAUCACUUUCAGAGUUUUUUUGUUUUUUUUAAGUUUAUUAUGUGUUCAACAAUUCUACUUUAUUCUCUGUUAUGUUGUAAAAUGCACACUUUAUAUUUAAUAUUGUAACAUGUAAUUCUUUGGCUUAAUACUGGUCUGCAUGUAUAGAUCGGUGCUAUGUUAAUUUAACCGAAGUCUCAGCCCAAACUUGAGCAAAAGCAAGCCAUUUAAAAUUAGUAAAUAUGAAAAAAAAAAAAAGCCUAUCCAGCACA
This is a messenger RNA of Archocentrus centrarchus (flier cichlid), 1472 nucleotides long. Its product is annotated as brain and acute leukemia cytoplasmic protein. The transcript is spliced from 3 exons. The record is from RefSeq and is a predicted model, not a curated record. The coding region runs from base 156 to 545 and encodes 129 amino acids. Gene Ontology annotation, cellular component: cytoplasm. Lineage: Eukaryota; Metazoa; Chordata; Actinopteri; Cichliformes; Cichlidae.